AUGCCUCUUAAUGACUUAGAACAGUAUACCAGAAGAGACUGCACUGAAAUUCGUGGCAAUCCCUCUUCCUGAGGAACCCUCAGAGGAAGACACUAAUGUAGCCUGCGAAAACAUCCGUUUCUCCUCGCUCGUCGCCCCUGGGGACGUUUCGCGAGGAGGAACGUCUGCGACCCAGCGACAGAAAUUCCAUACUGAUGACGUAAAAUCUGUUCGGAAUCCGGUCAGAAGGGCUGAUUGGUCGACGGAGUAGUUACAUUGUUUUAGCUAUUGUUUACGAAUGACAGACAAAAGACAAAAGGCCACAAAGGUCAAAUGUAAACGCGAAGAAUCUCGAGCAAAACAAUCAAUAUUUGUGGAAUAUACUCUUCUAUAGAAGAAGCGUUUGAGUUUUGCUGGAGCUCGUUGGCAGAUGAACACAACAAUUUACCAAAAUCGACCAGAAGACACGUAAAAUUAGACAAAUUUGUAUUUGGAACCCCAUGACUACCGGAUUUAUUAUGUAAACAUUGAUUUGCGUCAUCAGUAUGGAAUUUCUGCUGCUGAGUCGCAGACGUUCCUCUGUGCGAAACGUCCCCAGCGGCGACGAGCGAGGAGAAACGGAUGUUUUCGCAGGCUAACACUAAUGACAUUGUAAUUCAGUUAAGCGAGAAAAUUGGUGUUCCAAUGGAAAGAAACGAUAUCUCAAUUAGCUAUCGAAUCCCAAGUGCAAGAGACUUGGUGGAACCUGCUACUAUUGUCAAGUUUGUGAGGCGUUGGGUGAGAGAAAAUUUUUAUCGUGCAAGGAAGAGGCUGAAAACUGUCUCUACGGCUGAUCUUGGAUUCUCUGAGGCUAAGAAGAUCUACAUUAUCAAUGAAAGUCUAACACAGAAGAACAAGGAACUAUUUAAAGACUGCUUGACAUUUAGGAAAUAUCACAGUUACAAGUUCCUGUGGACUAAUGCUGGAAAGAUUUUCCUUAGAAGGGAUGUUGACUCCCCAGUAAUGCCUGUCUAUUCUUCUGUGGAUAUUCCUCCUUCUUAA
Molecule: messenger RNA, 1020 nt
Organism: Porites lobata
Lineage: Eukaryota; Metazoa; Cnidaria; Anthozoa; Scleractinia; Poritidae
Source: the annotation of a GenBank genome assembly